Cyanistes caeruleus (blue tit) is the source of this 2269-nucleotide messenger RNA. RefSeq names its product transcriptional adaptor 1 (gene TADA1). Gene Ontology annotation, cellular component: SAGA complex. The record is from RefSeq and is a predicted model, not a curated record. Gene Ontology annotation, biological process: regulation of transcription by RNA polymerase II. Lineage: Eukaryota; Metazoa; Chordata; Aves; Passeriformes; Paridae. Gene Ontology annotation, molecular function: transcription coactivator activity.
CGCUGAGGCGGCGGCGGUGAUGGCGACCUACGUGAGCGAGCUGGAGGCGGCCAAGAAGAGCCUCAGCGAGGCGCUGGGCGAGAACGUGAAGCAGUACUGGGCCAACCUGAAGCUCUGGUUCAAGCAGAAGAUCAGUAAGGAGGAGUUUGACCUGGAAGCACGCAGGCUUCUCACGCAAGACAAUGUCCACUCUCACAACGAUUUCCUCCUGGCUAUUCUCACCCGGUGCCAGAUCUUGGUUUCUGCCCCAGAAGGUGCUGGAUCCCUGCCAUGGCCAGGUGGCUCUGCAACUAAACCUGGAAAACCUAAAGGGAAGAAAAAGAUUUCUUCUGUUCGCCAAAAGUUUGAUCACCGGUUCCAGCCUCAGAACCCGCUGUCGGGAGCCCAGCAGUUCGUGGCAAAGGAUCCUCAGGAGGAUGAUGAUUUGAAGCUGUGCUCUCACACCAUGAUGCUCCCAACACGUGGCCAGCUGGAAGGGAGGAUGAUUGUCACUGCCUAUGAGCACGGGCUGGACAAUGUCACCGAGGAGGCGGUGACAGCUGUUGUUUAUGCUGUGGAGAACCACCUUAAGGACAUUCUGACCUCUGUGAUAUCCAGGAGGAAAGCCUAUCGUCUGAGGGAUGGCCAUUUCAAGUAUGCCUUUGGAAGCAAUGUCAACCCUCAGCCAUAUCUGAAGAACAGUGUUGUUGCUUAUAACAACUUAAUUGAGUGGCUGAAGGCCUCUCCAGCUACCAAGGCAGAAGGGCUGGGGCUCUUUGUGCCCGGGGUUUUCUCUGAAGCAGAGCCAGCACAGCGAGGCUCCACCUCAUCUCAGGUGGAGGCUCUCCUUGUCUUAGGAGAAGAAACACUUUCCCUCUGAUCUGGGCUCUCAGUUGUGUCUGUGCUGAAGAUGCAAUUGAAAGAAUUAAUUUUUGUAAGGUUCUAUGAAGCAAAGGUUCUGAAAAACCUUUUUGUAGGUUCUGAAAAAGCAAAGAUGAGGAAGAGACAAAUGAUCAAGAUGGAGAUGUCAUCAAAUUCCUGGGUUAUAACUCACUGACUUUGCAGCCCUGAGUCUGUUGGAAGGACCUGUCUGAGGGAAAAUGAAGGGCUCCAAGGAUCUGUUUCACACACGUGAGCUCUGCCAGCCUGCUGGGGAGAGGACAGCGCCUGCCUCAGUGCAUCUGCCUCGGUGAGGAGCUGGGAAACCCUUCCCAGCUGCCAGGCAAAGAGGGUGAUCAGCACGUGGAGCUCAUUGCAGGAUGCUGGGAAGAGCCUUUGAGACUGUCCAGGACUUGUCUGGGGAAAGGGAUGAAUCAGGGUGGAAGGAACCAGGAUAUUUGUGUAUAUAUGUUCUGGCCUUUCAUCCUGAUAAGCCAGGGAGGGGAAGAGGAUGAGGCCACUGGUGCUGCUUGGGUGAGGAUUGUGCAUUUUCUGCCUGCUCUGCCAGUGGCACAUUGGUGUGAGCUCCUGCCUGCUGCAGAGAGAAGUGUCCCUGCCAUGUCCAUCUCAUGCUCAUCCCAGGGGAUACAGCAGGCAAGGAGCCCCAGCCGUGCCCCUGGAGCCCAGGCACGUCUGUGUGCCACGGGGAGAAACUCUGGGCUAUUUUUCACCUAAGGACUGGUGAAAGUGGCAGAUGGAGAAGAGAGCAAACUGCAGACAUCCCUGGGGAGGAUGCUCAGGACUGCUCAGCCUGCCCAGAUCUCACAUCCCUCGCACUGCCGGGGUCCCUGGGGCUGGCAGUGUGACACGGGCAGGGAGCCACAGCCCCGGAGCUGUCAGGCUGUGAAGGCUGCUGAGCACGGCUGCUGCAGUGUGUGGAGCAGAGGAAACCUCUGGCUUUUCUGGGGUUACUCAUCUGGGGCUCUCGGGCUCACUCAUCCCUGGAGCCCUGGGUGCGCACGGGCACGGCCCCUGCGGCAAACACACGGGGGCUGUCUGCAGGCUUCACAGCUGGGGGACAAUGCUGCAGCAGCUGGGAAAUGCCUGUCUCCUGCUAGGGACAAAAAGAAAUCCUCAAAAACCAGAAGAAAAGAGAAUAAUGAAUUUGCAGGCCUCCCUUGCAGCCUCUGGUUUGCACUUCUUAGCGAUGGGAUCCCUCCUCCGGGGAGGAAUGGGGAGAAGCAAAUCGAUAGGAGUUAUUCUGGUGUUGAGAAAUACAACUGUGCUGCUGGUUAAUGUGGUGCAGACACUGAAGUUUGAAGAUUGAAGGCCUCAAGGACUGAUCUGCCACAGGCACCCUUGGGUAAAGGGUCAAGGACCACCUGAUUUUUGGAGAUAAAAAUUAUAAUAA